GGCCCCGCGGCGCCUGGCGGCGUUGCCAUGGCAACGCGCGUACACAGGCUGGGCGGGUGAGUGGGGUGCCGGGGGCCGGCUGGAGACUCCGCGGGAGCGCAGCCGGGAGGCCUUGCCCCGGAGCGGGCCCGAAGCCUCUCGAGCUGGCAGGGCUCUCGGCGGAGGUCGGAGCGUGGGCCUCCUCCUCCCGCCAGGGAAAACAGAGAGGAUGAAGGCCUAUCUAAAGAGCGCAGAAGGCUUUUUUGUCCUAAAUAAAAGUACCACAAUUGGAAGGCAUGAAGAUUCAGACCUUGUUUUACAGUCUCCUGACAUCGACAACCACCAUGCACUCAUUGAAUAUAACGAGGCGGAGCGCAACUUUGUUCUCCAGGACUUCAACUCCCGCAACGGCACGUUUGUCAACGAGUGCCACAUUCAAAACGUGGCUGUGAAGCUCAUCCCUGGAGACAUCCUGAGAUUUGGGUCUGCAGGGCUGACCUAUGAACUGGUCAUUGAAAACCCACCUCCGGUCUCCUUCCCAUGGAUGAGGGGCCCAGCACCAUGGCCAGGGCCACAGCCACCUUGUGGCACACAGCAGCCAAACCAGGCCCUCCCACUGCCACAUAUCCCCUUCCACCAAGGCAUCCAGCCAGCACCGAUGCAGAGGAGCUGGUCCCAGGCCUUCCCCAGACCCACUGUGGUCCUGCCGGCCUCCCACAGGCGGCCUGUGAGCGCCAGCAAGGAGAUGUUCUCGUUUGUGAUGGACGACGCCCGCAAGCCCCCCGUCAUCAAGCAAGUGUGGACCAAUGCCAUGAAACUGUCGGAAAAAUCAGUGGCCGAGGGGAUUCCUGGGGCAGCUCCCCCCGUGGAGAUUUAUGUGGAGGAGGACUUGGCCCAGCAGGACAAGGAUGAAAUAAUUCUGCUGCUGGGAAAAGAGGUCAGCCGUCUCUCAGAUUAUGAAAUUGAAUCCAAAUACAAAGACGUCAUAAUAGCAAACCUGCAGGAUGAAGUGGCUGAGCUGAGUCAGAAGGUGUCGGAGACCACCACCUCCAGGCAGAAUGAGAGGGAGAUCUCGCAGAAGUGUCAGGUUCUGGAUGAAGACAUCGAUGCCAAACAGAAAGAGAUCCAGAGCUUGAAAAGCCAGAUCAGUGCCCUGCAAAAAGGCUACAGCCAGGUGCUAUGCCAGACCCUGUCGGAGCGGAACUCAGAAAUCACAUCCCUGAAGAACGAGGGCGAGAACUUAAAGAGGGACAACGCCAUCGCGUCAGGGAUGGUGUCAUCUUUGCAAAAAGACAUGUUAGCAAAGGAUGAGCAAGUUCAACAACUAAAGGAAGAGGUCAGUCACCUAAAAAGUCAGAACAAGGACAAGGACCACCAGCUGGAAGUCCUUGGCUCUAAAUGCUCGGUGUUAAAGGAAGAGUUAAAACAGGAAGAUGCUCACAGGGAGCUCAGGGAAGCCCAGGAGAAAGAGUUAAAACUCUGCAAAACCCAAAUCCAAGACAUGGAGAAAGAAAUGAAGAAGCUUAGGGCGGAGCUGAGGAAGAGUUGUACUGAACAAAGCGUGAUCUCUAGGACUCUGAGAGAAAAAAGCAAGGUUGAAGAGAAGCUUCAGGAGGAUUCCAGAAGGAAAUUGCUUCAGCUGCAAGAAAUGGGGAACAGAGACAGCCUCAUUAAAAUCAAUCUGGAGAGGGCAGUAGGUCAGCUGGAGCACUUCAGAAGUCAAGUCAUCAAGGCCACCUACGGACGGGCGAAGCCGUUCCCGGACAAGCCCGUCACCGACCAACAGUUAAUAGAGAAAAUUACCCAGGUCACUGAGGACAACAUCAAUUUUCAGCAGAAAAAGUGGACCCUCCAGAAAGAAACCCAGCUGAGCAACUCCAAGCAGGAGGAAACCACCGAGAACAUCGAGAAGCUGAGGACGUCGCUGGACAGCUGCCAGGCUUGCAUGAAAAUGUCCUGUCGCAGCCGUGACCUGAAGAAGGAAGUCGACCUUCUUCAGCACCUCCAGGUGAGCCCACCUGUCUCGGGGCUGCAGAAGGUGGUGCUGGACGUCCUGAGGCACGCGCUGUCCUGGCUGGAGGAGGUGGAGCAGCUCCUCCGGGACCUUGGGAUCCCGCCCUCCAGCCCCAACAAAGGGUUCUCUUUGUAUCUGAUAUAUCUUCUGGAACAUUAUAAAAAACUUAUGAGCCAGGCCCAGGAACUUCAGAUCAAGUUCAACAGUUCUCAGGAAACUCAGCAGUCUUUACUGCAAGAAAAGCUGCGGGAGCAUCUGGCAGAGAAGGAGAAGCUGAACGUGGAGAGGCUAGAGCAAGAGGAGAAGCUCAAAGCCAAAAUCAGGCAACUGACAGAAGAGAAGGAGGCUUUGGCGGAAAGCAUUACCCAGGAGAAGAACAGAGUGAAGGAAGCAUUAGAGGAAGAGCAGACAAGAGUCCAAGAGCUGGAGAAACGCUUGGCCCGCCAGAAGGAGGUUUUGGAGAGCAGCAUAGCCCAUGAAAAAAGAAAAGCAAAGGAAGCCUUGGAGUCAGAAAAGAGAAAAGUUCAGGAUCUGGAGAACCACUUAACCCAACAGAAGGAGAUCUCAGACAGCAACAUCGCCUACGAGAAACGCAAAGCAAAGGAGGCCAUGGAGAAGGAAAAGAAAAAGGUGCAAGACCUGGAGAAUCACUUAACCAGGCAGAAAGAGGAAUUAGAAUUAAAAGAGCAAGAAGAGGACGUUUUAAAUAAUAAAUUAAGUGACGCACUAGCCAUGGUUGAAGAGACUCAGAAAACAAAGGCAACUGAAAGUCUAAAAGCAGAGAGCCUCGCCUUGAAAUUAAGUGAAACAUUAGCUGAACUGGAAACUACAAAGACAAAAAUGAUCAUGGUGGAAGAGCGGCUAAUCCUGCAGCAGAAGAUGGUAAAGGCCCUCCAGGAUGAGCAGGAAUCACAGAGACACGGGUUUGAAGAAGAGGUCAUGGAAUAUAAGGAGCAAAUCAAACAGCACUCCCAGACAAUUGUGAGCCUCGAAGAGAAACUCCAGAAAGUCACUCAGCACCAUAAAAAAAUAGAAGGCGAGAUUGCAACAUUGAAGGACAACGACCCAGCCCAAAAGGAGGAAAGGCCGCAAGACCCUCUGGUGGCUCCCAUGACAGAGAACAGUGCCAAAGACAUGGCGUACGAACAUCUGAUAGAUGACUUAUUGGCUGCUCAGAAGGAAAUUCUGUUUCAGCAGGAAGUCAUCAUGAAGUUAAGGAAAGACCUUACCGAAGCCCACAGCAGAAUGUCGGAUUUGAGAGGAGAGCUAAACGAGAAGCAGAAGAUAGAACUGGAGCGGAACGUGGUGCUGGUCCAGCAGCAGAGCAAGGAGCUGAGUGUGCUCAAGGAGAAGAUGACCCAGAUGAGCAGCCUGGUAGAAAAGAAAGACCGGGAGCUGAAGGCCUUCAAGGAGGCACUCAGGGCUUCCCAAGAGAAACACAGACUCCAGCUGAACACAGAGAAGGAACAGAAGCCCCGGAAGAAGACCCAGACAUGUGACACCUCUGUGCAGAUAGAACCCGUCCACAAUGAGGCCUUCUCCAGCAGCCAAGAGCAGCAAUCCUUCAGCGAUCUAGGGGUCAAGUGCAAAGGGUCCCGGCACGAGGAGGUCAUUCGGCAUCAGAAAAAGGCCUUAUCUGAACUUCGAGCGCGAGUUGAAGAACUCGAGAAGGCGCUCUCACCAGAUCAUAAAGACCACCAGAAUGAAUCAUUUCUAGAUUUAAAGAACCUCAGAAUGGAAAACAAUGUCCAGAAAAUACUACUGGAUGCAAAACCGGAUUUGCCAACUCUCUCAAGAAUAGAGAUCCUAGCGCCUCAGAAUGGCCUUUGCAACGCAAGGUUCAGCUCAGCCAUGGAGAAGUCAGGGAAGAUGGAUGUGGCUGAGGCUUUAGAGCUCAGUGAAAAGCUGUACCUGGAUAUGAGCCAAACCCUCGGAAGUCUGAUGAACAUCAAGAAUAUGUCAGGCCACGUGUCCAUGAAAUACCUCUCCCGCCAGGAGAGGGAGAAGGUCAACCAGCUUCGACAAAGGGACCUCGACCUGGUGUUUGAUAAGAUCACCCAACUCAAGAACCAGCUGGAGAGGAAAGAGGAGCUGUUGAGAGGAUAUGAAAAGGACGUUGAACAGCUCAGGCGGAGCAAAGUGUCCGUUGAGAUGUACCAGUCGCAGGUGGCAAAGCUGGAGGAUGAUGUCUACAAAGAGGCCGAAGAGAAGGCCCUGCUGAAGGAGGCCCUGGAGCGCAUGGAGCACCAGCUGUGCCAGGAGAAGAGGAUCAACAGAGCCAUCCGGCAGCAGAAGGAAAGUGUAGAGGAGCACGAACCGAGAAACGCAAAAGAAUCGACACCUUGCAACUGUGCCUUCAAAGAGAAAGACAGGCAGAGACGAGUAUUUGUAGAGAUGGUGAAGAACAGGAUGCAGAACUCAAAUUCCCAGGUUGGAACCAGAAAAGCCUCCCUAAAGAUGGACCAAGAAAGAGAGAUGCUGAGAAAAGAGACCUCCAGCAAGUCCAGCCAGAGCCUUUUGCAUUCUAAGCCCAGUGGAAAGUAUUAGAGAAACCUCGUCCCACCAGGCCUCGUGUGAUCUUCUCUAGGACGGGCCAUGUUGGACCAAUCUGGCUAAUGACAUAUAAGGAAAAGCCCCUGCGGAGGGCUUCCCUUCCAGCUUCUCUAGAAGAAAGCAUUCACCCUUGUACCUUUGUCUUGUCUCCUUUCUCACUCCUGGAGCUCAGUCCAGAAGCUGGAGCAGCCACCUUGGGAUCAGCAGACACCAGCAGUAGGCCAAAGGAUAGUGGAGUGGAGGGAUGAGAAGGCCCAGGUGAGCCUUCUCUGAGAAUCACUGAGCUCUGAACCAUGAAUGAACUGCCUACCUCUAUACUUCCUGUUGUAUAGGACAAUUA
Molecule: messenger RNA, 4886 nt
Organism: Symphalangus syndactylus (siamang)
Lineage: Eukaryota; Metazoa; Chordata; Mammalia; Primates; Hylobatidae
Gene: FHAD1
Product: forkhead associated phosphopeptide binding domain 1
Molecular function (GO): protein binding
Source: RefSeq, a predicted model, not a curated record